AGCGUACCUACGCAGACGAACUGCCCGCCAGGUUGCCAGCAGCUUGAGAGAGAGAUACAGGCGGCGUUGCUACUCUGCAGUCUUAGCUAGUCAUUGAGGCGCGCCGGGUGCCCGGGGUGGAGAGAGAGAGACACGUUCGAGCGGACAAGCCUCGCUAAGAAGAGAGUGGCGAGAAAGUCGCCAUCCGGAAGGGGAUCCCAGGAUUCGGUGUCCUGCCGAAUGAGAUCGUCCCAGUCACGACAGGGCCGUCACUACAGAUCCGUCCGCAGGACCGCGCAAUUAAUAAGUGUUGACUGAAGAAGAGGUAAGCAUAUACGCAGAGCACACCACCGCGAUCCCCACCCCCUUUGGCCCAGCAGGGCGCCCCAUUCGCCCCUACUGUCUUCGACGCCUACGUCUGUAAUAUGUGAUGGUGGCUGUCUGCGUGCCAGCACAUAUAAAGUCGGCCGGAGUCCCUCUCUCGUAGCGUUCAUCCUCUUGCUCUCCCCUACCUCCCUCAGCAUAAGCAAUACUGUCAGGACCCGAUAGUAGCUACAGCCCUUCUCACGAGACGAAACGAGACGAGACUCUCUCCUCCCUUGAGCAGCAGCAACUAGACGCCCAUUCUAUUCCUCCAUACCUAUCCACUCGUCAGCUACCUAUCUACAAUGGCUCCUAAGAUUGCCAUCGUCUAUUACUCGACGUGGGGCCACGUCCGCAAGCUGGCUGAGGCUGAGAAGGCCGGUAUCGAGCGAGCUGGCGGCACUGCCGACCUGUACCAAAUCCCCGAGACGCUUUCGAGCGAGGUGCUCGCCAAGCUGCACGCGCCGCCGCAGUCGACCGACCACCCUCUGCUGACGGACCCGGCGACGCUCGAGGCCUACGACGGCUUCCUGCUGGGGAUCCCGACGCGGUACGGCAACUUCCCGGCGCAGUGGCGCGUGUUCUGGGACCGGACGGGCGGGCAGUGGAGCCGCGGCGGCUUCUACGGCAAGCUGGCGGGGCUGUUCCUCUCGACGGCGUCGCUCGGCGGGGGCCAGGAGUCGACGGCGCUCGCCAGCAUCAGCACGCUGGCCCACCACGGCAUCAUCUACGUGCCCUUCGGCUACGCCAAGGCCUUCGCCGCGCUCACCGACCUCAGCGAGGUCCACGGCGGCGGCCCCUGGGGCGCCGGCACCUUCGCCGCCGGCGACGGCUCCCGCCAGCCCACCGAGAAAGAACUCGAGAUCGCUAGGAUCCAGGGCGAGGAGUUCUACAAGACCGCGGCCAAGUUCACCGCCGGCUCCGCGUGACUGCAUGGUAGCCACGCCGAGCAGCCCGAGGGAGCCAAGACUACUACUCAGCAGCCGGGUGCCGCCGCGUCCGAGUCCGGCGCUGCACCGCAGGGCGAGAAGAGCGAGAAGAGCGAGGGUCCCUGCGGCUUGCCGACGAAGUGCAUAAUACUGUAGAGAAGACAUACCUACCACGAAAGCCACGAAAUAGCAUCAAGAUAAAUUUAAUGAAAACAAACAUCUGCACUCGAUCAACCGCUUCUUGUGUAUAAACUAAGAAGUAGGUAGGCAAAAUAACUAGGUGAUGGCAUCCCGCUGCUAGGAGCAGCACACAGGCGGAAGCGAACUCCUCUCCAAGUAGCGGCUGUCUGUCCUUCAACCCCAUAACUCUGGUGUAAAUAACAGGUCCAAGUCUACGCGGCCAUCGGUCACUUACAUACCUGCCUAUCUACGCACUUACAC
Messenger RNA from Durotheca rogersii, 1712 nucleotides. RefSeq names its product putative benzoquinone reductase. The transcript has 3 exons. The record is from RefSeq and is a predicted model, not a curated record. The coding region runs from base 648 to 1271 and encodes 207 amino acids. NCBI's taxonomy places the organism in Eukaryota, Fungi, Ascomycota, Sordariomycetes, Xylariales, Xylariaceae. Gene Ontology annotation, molecular function: NAD(P)H dehydrogenase (quinone) activity; FMN binding.